Molecule: messenger RNA, 2166 nt
Organism: Pyrenophora tritici-repentis Pt-1C-BFP
Lineage: Eukaryota; Fungi; Ascomycota; Dothideomycetes; Pleosporales; Pleosporaceae
Product: WD40 repeat protein
Cellular component (GO): nucleus
Molecular function (GO): protein binding
Source: RefSeq, a predicted model, not a curated record
AUGAACCACUACCCUCCCCGUGUCAUGGGCGGUCCUCAGGCCGGCCCAGCCCAGCGCCUCAACGAGCUGCUCGACAGCAUCAAGACGGAAUUCGAGACUGAAUCUCAGCGCAGCGUCGAAUAUGAAGGCCAGAUCAGCCGGCACAUCCAGGAGAUAGAACUCAUCCGGGGAAAAGUCUACUCACUCGAGCAGUCGCACAACCAGAUGAAAUCAAAAUAUGAAGAGCGCAUUGCCCAGCUGGAACGUGAGCUCGAGGCUCGCGGCGGCCCCAGCCAGAACUCGCAGCACCACGGCCCCUCUCAACCCCAGCCGCCCCAGAUCGGCCACGGUCCUAGCAACUUGUUUGGCGGUAUAAUGGCAGGCAGCGCUGCUCAGGGUGGUCCGGGCCUAGCCCCUCCUCCACAGGAGCCACCCCAGGGUCAUGGCAUGCCACCACAGUUGGGAGGUCCCCAGGGCCCGCCAGGCCCCCCUGGUCCCCCACAGCACUUUGGUGGCUACCAGCCCGGCCCUCCAUCUGUGAAUGGCUACGGUCAGCCCCCACAGCCAACUGCUUCGCCUGGUGCUAAGCGUCCAGGUCCUGCCCGCGGUCCCCCCAACCCCGCCACUCCUCAGCAGAACAAUCCUGCUCCCUACCCCGGAUCCCCCCAGGUUCCGCGACCCACCCCACCGCCUCAUCAUCAACAGAAUGCAUUGAUGGCAGCCAACCAUAUUCCUCUCAGAGAGAGCAACAUUCUUGCCGAUCUUGACAUCGAGCAAUUGCCUGAAAACUUGAAGAAAGAAGGCAGUGAUUGGUUCGCUGUUUUCAACCCUCGUUCAAGGCGAGUGCUCGAUGUUGAUCUUAUUCAUAACUUGCCACAUCAAAGUGUUGUGUGCUGUGUUCGUUUCAGCUUGGACGGUAGAUAUGUCGCCACAGGUUGCAAUCGCUCGGCACAGAUUUUCGACGUCGAGACUGGUAGCCCUGUCGCACACCUCCAGGACGGAAGUUUGCCAGAAGAUGGGGAUCUCUACAUCAGGAGUGUCUGCUUCAGUCCCAAUGGCCAAUACCUAGCCACUGGUGCUGAGGACAAGGUCAUCAGGGUCUGGGACAUUGCCAGCCGUACCAUCAAGCACCAAUUCACCGGUCACGAGCAGGACAUUUAUUCGCUCGAUUUCGCCAGGAAUGGCAAGAUCAUCGCCUCGGGUAGUGGCGACAGGAGCGUGCGUCUCUGGGAUCUCGAAUCCAACAUGCAAGUUUCAAACUUCUCCAUCGAAGACGGCGUUACCACUGUCGCCAUCUCCCCCGACAAUCUUUACGUGGCUGCUGGAUCGCUCGACAAGAGCGUCCGUGUAUGGGACAUCCAAACCGGCCAACUCGUUGUCCGACUCGAAGGCGAGCACGGCCACAAGGACAGCGUCUACAGCGUAGCCUUCGCUCCUUCCGGCAACCGCCUCGUCAGCGGCAGUCUAGACAAGACGAUCAAAAUGUGGGAGCUAUCAACCACCAACCGCUUCGUCCCCGGCGGAAACCACCCCACUGGAAAAUGCAUCCGCACAUUCGAAGGCCACAAGGACUUUGUUCUCUCCGUCGCUCUCACCCCCCAUGGCGACUGGGUACUCAGUGGUUCCAAGGACCGCGGCGUCCAGUUCUGGGACCCCCACACCGGUGUCGCUCAACUCAUGUUGCAGGGACACAAGAACUCUGUCAUCUCCGUGGCCCCUAGUCCCACUGGCGGCGUCUUCGCUACUGGAAGUGGUGACAUGCGCGCGAGGAUUUGGAGGUUCGACAGGUACCAAGGCGCUUAGACUGCUCCUCCUACUGCCACUCCUGCUCCUGCUCCUGUUCCUGGUACGGCUGCCCACCAUUCCCCUCGUCCCUUUCGCACUGCACGUCGCCCGCCAGGCGGGCAUCCUCGAAGGAAUGGUAAUAUACCACCUAGGUUGUGAUGAUGUCUCUUUUACUGGACUCGUACGUUGAAUGAGAGACCGUGUACUUGCUGUGUAGUGAUCGCAGGAGCAGUUGCAUGGAAUGGGAGGUAGGUCUUGGCUUGGGAUGAUGUUGGAUGCUUGGUUGGUUGGUGGGGCUCCUCGUGUGGCCUUGUCUGUUUAUUCUGUUGUUGUUUCCUUUUAUCAUUUUUUUGGCUGUUGGUAUUUGAUUCCCAUAUAUGUCAUCAUCUUAUUCUUAGCUGA